Molecule: messenger RNA, 1285 nt
Organism: Aspergillus saccharolyticus JOP 1030-1
Lineage: Eukaryota; Fungi; Ascomycota; Eurotiomycetes; Eurotiales; Aspergillaceae
Exons: 1
Coding region: 336-1181 (281 amino acids)
Source: RefSeq, a predicted model, not a curated record
CUUCGUCUCUGGGUUGAAUCACACCAGCCAGACCUAUUUUCUGCGCAGCUUUCUUUCUUUCCUUCUUUCGUAAUGGAUUGAGAUAUACAAUACAUCCCAGACAAAUGCUACAAUAAUCCAACCGACGAUCCCCUUUCAUUGAUAAUCAUCACGAACGACCGACCGACCGACCGACACAGACGACCGAAUCCAGAAAUGCUAUCCUCUUAACCUACACUGCAACUCAAAACCUACCAACCAAACCAGCCCCUACGCCCCCUUCACCCUCUCCAGUCCCCCCAACCGAAAGCUUCCACCCCCCACCCUUAAAACCAAUUGACACACCCUCCCCACCGAUGGACGCCCAAGCCAUCCUCCUCCGCCUAGGCUGGUCCGGCCCCGGCAACCCCCUAAACCCCAACGCCCGCCCGGACAGCACCUCCGGCCUGGGCCUGACGCGUCCGAUCCUCGUUGCGCGUCGGAAGGGGAACUCGGGCGUGGGCAAUAAGACCACCAAGGACCCGACGAAUCAGUGGUGGUUGCGCGGGUUUGAAGACGCGCUCAAGGGGGUGGGCGACGAGAACCGCACCGUCUCGACGAAAAGUACGCCGAAUGCGUUGACGAGUGAGCUUUAUCGGUUUUUUGUGAGGGGGGAGAUUGUUCCUGGGACUUUGGGGGAUAAAUCUAAUCAGGACGAGAGGGAGGAGGAGGAGGAGGGUGGAAAGAGGAAGAAGCAGCGCAAAACUGGGGCUAAGAAAGAGUCCAAGGAAGAGAGGAGACUGCGCAAGGAGGAGCGGAAAAAACGCAAAGAGGAGAGACAGAAACGCAAAGAGGAAAGGCGGGUGAAGCGGGAGGAGAAGAAGAAGCGCAAGGAAGAGCGAGAGGCGCGGCGCGCAGCCCGGACCCUGAAGAGAGAGAAGAAGGCCGCGGCGAAGCUGCUUAAGCGCCGGAAGGAGGGCGAGGAGGAUGUGCCGCGUCCGCAGUACGAGGAUUACCCUACGCCGCCAGUGACAGAGCCCGAGCCCGAGCCCGAGCAGACGGAGUCAAGUGGGCCAGAGGAUCAAUUGAAGAGGGACCGCAAGGACAAGAAAGAGAAGAAGUCCAAAGACAGCAAGAAGAGAAAGUCGCCUGGGGAGGGUGGGGGUGACGAUGCCCCGAAAAAGUCGAAAAAGUCGAAAAAGUCCAAAACACCGGACGAGUGAGCUUUUCUUCGGGUGGUUGGAUAUACUACUACUACUAGAUUAGACUUCUUACAGAUACCCAUGGCUUGGUGCUGGUUCUUGGAAUUCAUUAUGUUCAAACAUUG